Messenger RNA from Enterobius vermicularis (human pinworm), 1704 nucleotides. The record is from the annotation of a GenBank genome assembly. Lineage: Eukaryota; Metazoa; Nematoda; Chromadorea; Rhabditida; Oxyuridae.
AUGGUUUCACCGGCUAUCUGCAUUUUAACAACCGCACUGUGCCUUUCAAGUGGGUUUCAACAGGGCUAUAUCGCUAACGUCUUAAAUCAACCGUAUGUGGCAAUUGAAAAUUUUAUCAACGCAUCAUGGAUUCAGCGGUACGGAAAACCAGUGGAACCAAACACUCUGCUCGAACCAGAAACACGUAAAAGUAGCGAGCUUGAAUCACAGUAUCAGAAUGCUUAUUUGCAGAAACUGCUGCCGAUAGAUUAUUUGCGCGUCUCAGAAUUGUUGACUGAUAGAGUUUUAAGAAUAGAGGCGCCACAGAGAAAGCAGUAUAAUUUGUGGUGGCAAGUUUUUCAGAAUGUAAUAUGGUCUUCGCUGAAUAUCGUUUUCCCUACUGCAGGAAUACUUGGACAGUUCCUGGCAGCUUAUUUGUGUCGUAGAUUCGGACGGAAAAAAACUGCGAUUAUUUCGUCAUUCAUAUAUCUUCCUGGUGUUGCACUAUCGUAUUUAGCGAAGACAUUUGCCCCCUAUUUUGAGUUGCUGUUUGUUGGACGAUUCAUCUGGUCACUUGCGAACGGCAUUCUUACUGUGACAGCCACCGUAUGGAUUGUAGAAUGUGUUCCUACUGAUGAAAGGGGACGAAUGGCGUCAUUGCAAGAAGUUUUCAUGGCUUCCGGCAGCUUGCUUUGUCAAACAGUUGGGAUUCCGGUUUCAACUGACGAAUUAUGGCCAGAUAUUUUUAUACCUCCAUUAGUGGUAUCAGUUAUUGCAACUAUAACGUUUUGCUUCACUUACGAAUCACCACAGUAUAUAAUUGAUUACGAAAAAAACAUACAGAAGUUAAUACCUUCUUUCAAGGCCCGAAAUGCGCUGACUUUUUAUCAUGGAAGAAAAACAACUUCUGCAGCAAUUGAGGAGGAACUAAAAGUGUGCGCCGAGAACACGGUGGAAAAGACGCAGAAAAAGAAAGAAGAGAAAGCAGGAUCAAGUGGGAAUUUGAGCGGUUUAACAGUGAUGUUUAAUCCGCUGAAAGCAAGCGAUCCAAAAUCUAAAGCCAUUCGAACUGCGGCUUGGCUUGGGGUUGUAGUUAAGAUAGCUUAUGUUUUCACAGGUGCUAGAUGCCUUCGAGCUUAUAGUACCUUUGUCCUACAUUACAUGGGGAAAUGGGAAUUGUCUAAAGCUUUAUUUUUAUCUUUUGUUAUCGGUUUCUUACGGGUUCCAUUUACUUUUGCUCCAGUGCUGUUGGUUGAAAGAGUUGGAAGACGUCCAUUAAUUUAUGGUUCAAUGAUUUUAUCAUUUUUUACACAACUUCUUCUCAUGAUUAGUGUAUUUGCUGGCGAAUCAUGGAAGGUUGGGACUUUCGCCGGGUUGUCUGGUUUGUUGUUGGUGAAUGCAUGCGGUUUGGGAUCAAUAUCAAGGUUUUAUUCGGCUGAGUUGGUUCCAAGAUCACUGCUUAUUGAUACUGUUUCAAUCCUCACUGCUGCUGAAGCGAUUACGAAGGUUUCAGUAGAAUUUGCCUUCUUUCCAAUGGCACAUAUUAUUGGUGGGAGCUCAAUAUUAUUUUUUGCAAUUCCGACUGCAUUAUUGGCUUUUGUAACGUGGUAUUCUUGCCCGGAAACAAAAGGCAAACCAGUUAACGAAGUCUUAGAAGCCAUUGAAAAAAGGCAGAAUACGGAGGAGAAACUUGGGAUAAUGGUCAGUAAAUCUGUUCCUUCUUGA